AGCCUGGUCCGGUGACUCCAUCUCUGAUGAAGGACCUGCUCGCGCGGUAUUCUGUUUAUUAAAGCUGGACACACACACCGGAAGGAAUCAGACUGUGUGUGUGUUUUUUGGAAUAAGAUUGCUUCCCCCUGCGGAUUUGGGCUCUGUUAUUAUUUUUUUUCCUCCUGUGGAUGUUAAAGCGCAUCAACGCGAUCUGAAUGAAGCUGUUCUUUUUGGAUUUCCUCCGGGUGACUGUUCAUUCUGUAUUUUCUACCUUUACUUCACACACUCUAUUUUAGUCUAAUUUAAACUAAAUUAUUAUCUUUUUUCGAAACAAUGUCGCAUCUUCAUUCAGUCUGAGAGAGACCAAUGCCGACAAAUCGUGCGCAUUAAUUAUCGUGUAAAAUCAGGAAAGUUGGGUUCCCAAAGUUUUUGGAGCCGGUCGAUAUGGCAAUGGUCGCGUGGAGAAGCAAUGAGGGCGUCGGGGACACCCAGGGGACUCUCUCCUCCCCGGUUACCCAAGUGGCACCUCUGCCUCUACCUGGACAUAUGAACCCGGCGCCCUCGCUGGAAAUGCCUCAGGCAGUAGCGGCACCUCAGGAAGCACCGCCGCCCAGUCAGUCCGGCACCUCCGCCGCAACCACUACAACCACAACCAACAACAGUAACGGCACCUCCUCUUCCUCCUCCUCCUCAUCGUCUAUGGACAAACAGCACAGCCAGCAGAUCGAGUGCAUCGUUUGCGGGGAUAAAUCCAGCGGGAAGCACUACGGACAGUUUACGUGUGAGGGAUGUAAAAGCUUCUUUAAACGCAGCGUCAGGAGGAACCUGACUUACACCUGCAGGGCCAACAGAAACUGUCCCGUGGACCAGCACCACCGCAAUCAGUGCCAGUACUGUCGCCUCAAGAAAUGCCUCAAAGUCGGCAUGAGGAGGGAAGCUGUGCAAAGAGGCAGAAUACCCACGCAGUCAUAUCACGGCCAGUUUGCUCUGACAAACGGAGACCCUCUGCAAUGUCAUUCCUACCUAUCUGGGUACAUCUCCCUGCUGCUGCGGGCCGAGCCCUACCCGACCUCCAGGUUCGGCUCUCAGUGUCUGCAGAACAACAACAUCAUGGGCAUAGAGAACAUCUGUGAGCUGGCGGCCCGGAUGCUGUUCAGCGCCGUGGAGUGGGCCCGAAACAUCCCGUUCUUUCCAGACCUGCAGGUGUCAGACCAGGUGGCUCUGCUCCGCCUCACCUGGAGCGAACUGUUCGUCCUGAACGCCGCACAGUGCUCCAUGCCCGUGCACGUCGCUCCGCUGCUGGCCGCAGCAGGCCUUCACGCAUCCCCGAUGUCCGCUGACCGGGUCGUGGCCUUCAUGGACCACAUACGGGUCUUCCAGGAGCAGGUGGAGAAGCUCAAGGUGCUGCACGUGGACUCGGCAGAGUACAGCUGUAUUAAGGCCAUUGUGCUGUUCACAACAGACGCUUGCGGCCUGUCAGACAUGGCCCACGUGGAAGGUCUCCAGGAGAAAUCUCAGUGUGCUUUGGAGGAGUAUGUGAGGAGUCAGUAUCCCAACCAGCCCAACCGGUUUGGGAAGCUGCUGCUUCGCUUGCCUUCCCUUCGCACCGUCUCCUCCUCUGUCAUAGAGCAGCUUUUCUUCGUGCGCCUGGUCGGGAAGACCCCCAUUGAAACUCUGAUCCGGGACAUGUUGCUGUCCGGCAGCAGCUUCAGCUGGCCUUACAUGCCUAUUCAGUAAAGGAAAAACGCUGAAGCGAUGCUACAAAGGUCAGGAAGAAGCUCCCACUCCUCAAAUCGAGCCGUUGUCAUAGCGCAGCCGAAAAUGUCUUUUGAUUCAAAGGAAUCAGAAACACUGCCAGUGGAAUGAGAUUACUAAGAUGUAAAGAUUUAAUGUAACGUUGCUAUUUUUCUUGAUAUCAGAGGAGUGAUCUGCCUUAUUCUAGAAAGGUAUACCGAACUUUCGUGGUGACAUGAAAUGAUCUCACCCAGACUGGCAGAAUUUUUACCUGUGCACAGAGAAACAAUAUGGACACUAAAUGACAGCUUUUCUGUCCCUUUGUUUGUUGUUUUUUGUUUGUUUGGGGUUUUUUUGGAUUGUGGUGACCAAUCACCGUUGAUGGUUUUGGGAUAACAAACAAUAUUUAUUGGACCUGUGUGUAUAUUUAUCAAGCUUGUAAAUUAUCUUAUAAAUCCUUUUGUUUUUAAUGUUUGAUGGUCCCCCCCCCGGUUAAUAAGAAAAACCGCAGGGGUCAUUUUGUGUUCAUCUGCUCCUUUUUUUGUCGUUGUUGUUGUUUUCAUACCUUCUGGACAUAGCACUUUGGACUUGAAGAAAAUUUUGAGAAAUAUUUACCAUGAGUGUGUGAAACCUCCCCCCUCUGCUCAGUUCCACGCAGACACAGCGAUGACAUCAAACCUCCGGUUUUCAUUAUUUUAGUUUCUCAUUCUCUUUUUCUUAUAUAAAAUGAAAAUGGAAAAUUUAAAAAUGGCACAUCUGGUCAGUAUUGGGUCGUGUGGUUUAAUUUCAUGACUUGCUAAAGAUUUCUU
Melanotaenia boesemani (Boeseman's rainbowfish) is the source of this 2525-nucleotide messenger RNA. RefSeq names its product COUP transcription factor 2-like. The coding region runs from base 427 to 1719 and encodes 430 amino acids. Gene Ontology annotation, biological process: cell differentiation; negative regulation of transcription by RNA polymerase II; anatomical structure development. Gene Ontology annotation, molecular function: zinc ion binding; nuclear receptor activity; RNA polymerase II cis-regulatory region sequence-specific DNA binding. Lineage: Eukaryota; Metazoa; Chordata; Actinopteri; Atheriniformes; Melanotaeniidae. The transcript has 3 exons. The record is from RefSeq and is a predicted model, not a curated record.